AUGGUAAGAACAAGAGACGAGAAAGGGGUCCAGCUGACAGAGCUCCUCUACCGCAACCUUGUGAUUCCUGACCAGGCAAGAAUCAAACAAACAGGGUCUUUGCUACCGACUGCGUCUCUGCGGCACCGCCAAACACGCGAAGCACUGGCGUUCGUGAGAGAUUUCGAUUACGAGGGGCACGAGCGCCUGUUUACAGAGAAGUUUGUGAAAGCAUGCCUUAGGAAGCUGUUGGAGGCGCCCUACAGUCUUGACCUCCCCUGUACACCUGGCUUCCAGAAGGAAGCUUGGACCAAUGAAGAAGGUAAGCGUCUCCACAGCCUGAUUAAGAAAGCUCGGCGUUCCACCGCCAUGGCUGCCGAUGCUGAAACGCAGCCCUGGAGUUGCUUGGAGGCUUUGGAUCCGGACGAGGCCGACCCAUGCGUUCGUCCGACACGCAGCAUGCAUGUAUACAUCUAG
Symbiodinium natans is the source of this 456-nucleotide messenger RNA. Lineage: Eukaryota; Dinophyceae; Suessiales; Symbiodiniaceae. The record is from the annotation of a GenBank genome assembly.